GGAACGAAGAUGGCCGGGCGCACCGCGGGAACUGAAGAGUCGCCGGCAGCAGCGGCAGCGGCAGUUGCAGAGCUGUGACUCCACGAGCGGCAGCGAGCGGAGCGAGCGGAGCGGAGCGGGCCGGCCGCGCAGACGGCGACGCGCCGGACCGGCGAUCGUCGGGUGGGCGCCGGUACACCGGCGCCGGGCGGAGGAUGCACCGGGCGCGGCGGGCGGCUCCCCGCAGCCGCCCCCGCGCCUCGGGCGCCGGGCCUUAGUGCUGGCUGAGGAGGCGGCGCGCGCGGGGCGGCCGGGCGGCGGCGGCGGGGCCCGCGCCGUCAUGCCGUGGCUGAGCGGCGGCCGCCGGCGGCGGCGGGUACCGACGCGCGAGGCCCCGCGGGAGCCGCCGUCGUCCGCGCAGUGUCCGCGGGAACCGCCGCAGCCCGCGACCCCCGUCGUGGUCCCCGUGCCCACGGCGCCCUCCGCGAUCCCUCUGCGGGCCCGGGAGAGCUCCGAGCUGCCGCUGCCCGCCGGCUGGGAGGAGGCGCGCGACUACGACGGCCGCGUCUUCUACAUCGACCACAACACGCGCCAGACGUCGUGGAUCGACCCCCGAGACCGGAUAACAAAGCCACUAACCUUUGCUGAUUGUGUUGGAGAUGAACUCCCUUUAGGAUGGGAAACUGUAUAUGAUAAACAAAUUGGAAUUUAUUACAUGGACCACAUAAAUAAGCUGACCCAGAUUGAGGACCCCAGAGAACAGUGGAGGCGAGAGCAGGAACGGAUGUUGAAGGAAUAUUUAGUUGUAGCCCAGGAGGCUCUCAAUGCCAAGAAAGAAAUCUACCAGGUGAAGCAGCAGCGGUUCGAGCUGGCUCAGGAGGAGUACCAGCAGCUGCACAGAAUGUGUGAGGACGACGGCCGCUCGUACGCCAGCUGUCAUCAGCAGGCCGCAGUGGAAUCAGAUGGUCACCUGCUAGCCACUCCUUUAGCAAAUACUUAUCAAGUGCCCCCUGUGUGCCCAGGCACUGCGAUACCGUGGCGCCUAAGAGACGACGGGCCCCUGCCCUCGUGGAGCUUACAUUCAGGUCUCCAAAGAGGCUCUCCAAUCAGUGUUUCCAAGGAUGGAACGGGAGACAAGGACAUAUCAGGAAAACUUGAGAGGAAGUUUCUUGCCAGUGACGGAAAGGAAAGACUGCCCAGGGAAGAUAUGGAAGAGGCAGCUUACAAGAACCGAUUGUGUUUUUGGAACACCUUGCCCUCCCAUUGUUCAAGUUAUCUGGAAUUAAAGACCGGUUCCUCCUCUGGAUACUCAGCAAAUACAAAAUAUGACCCACACCAGAUUAAAGCAGAAAUAGCAAGUCGCCGGGAUAGGCUUUCCAGGCUGAAGCGCGAGCUGGCCCAGAUGAAGCAAGAGCUGCAGUACAAAGAGAAGGGGGUGGAGACCCUGCAAGAGAUUGACCGUAAGAUGUCAAAUGCUCACACCAGCUACAAACUGGACGAGGCGCAGGCUAUAAUGAAUGAGCUCCGGACCAUCAAGAAGGCCAUUUGCACAGGCGAGAAGGAGAGGCGGGACCUGAUGCAGAGCCUGGCCAAGCUCACUGACGGGUUCAGGAAGAACUUUUCUCUGACCGACCCGCAAGAGGCCCCUCAUCGACAGGGCGCUGGUGGCGAGUCUCAUCAGUUCUGCGAUGCUGGGUCUCAGACCGACAUCAUCGGAGAGUUUGUCUUCGACGAUAAAACAAGACUUGUAGACCGAGUGAGGCUCAAUUGGCAGUACGAGGAAGCCAAAAAGAGAGUCUCAAAUAUCCAGCAGCAACUGGCCCAGCUGGAGAGCGAGUCCUGGCCAGGCAUGGCCGAGGCCGACAGGGACCGGCUGCAGCUCAUCAAGGAGAAGGAGGCCCUGCUUCAGGAGCUGCAGCUCAUCGUCCAGCAGAGGCGGCCAGUGGAGGACGUGGCCCGGCUCGAGGAGGAGAGGAGGCGCCUGGAGGAGGAGAUCCAGCGCGCUCGCGCCACCUCUGUGCAGGGCGCCACGGAAAGGAUCCUGCUUCAGGAAAAACGAAAUUGCCUACUUAUGCAGCUAGAAGAAGCUACUCGAUUAACAUCCUAUCUCCAGUCCCAGUUAAAGAGCCUGUCUGCCAGCACCCUGACCAUGUCUUCGGGGAGCAGCCGGGGGUCCCUGGCCUCCAGCCGGGGCUCGCUGGCCUCCAGCCGGGGUUCCUUGAGCUCCGUCAGCUUCACCGACAUCUACGGCCUGCCGCAGUACGAGAAACCCGAGGCUGAGUGCAGCCAGCUUUUGCGCUUCGAUGUGAUUCCCUUCGACACCCUGGGACGGGAGGCUCCCUCCUCAGAGCCCCCCGUCCCCUCCGGCUUCCACAAGCAGAGGCGCUCCCUGGACACGCCGCAGUCCCUGGCCUCCCUGUCUUCCCGCUCCUCCCUGUCCUCCCUGUCGCCCCCGAGCUCGCCCUUGGAUACGCCCUUCCUCCCGGCCUCUCGAGACUCGCCCUUGGCCCCGCUGGGGGAUAGUUUGGAGGUGCCAAGCCUGGGUGCCCUGGACAGACUGCGGGCUCAGACCUCUGCUCUGGGAGAGGAAGACUUGCAGGGCGCUGCAUCCCUUCCUCCGCCGCCGCUGCCGCCACCCCCGCCGCCGCCUGCAUUCCCCGCCCCUGCCGAUGGGGAAGGACCUCGUGAGCGAGGCCCCCCAGUGGCCGCUGUUGCCACCGGUACAACAGUGACUCUUCGAGAAGACAGCGCCAAGAGGUUGGAGAGGAGAGCGCGCCGCAUUUCUGCAUGCACAUCUGAUUACUCGCUAGCCACCGACAGCGGGGUAUUUGAACCUCCGAGCAAAAGGAGCGAGGAUGCUGACGAGCCCGCACAUGGGGACACUUGUGUCAUCGAAGGGCCCCAGAUCCACGUCGGGUUCUGGCAUGACAGUGGCAGCGAGUGUCUCCUUGUGAACGUGCUACAGCUGAAGAACUUCGCCGGGCUGGUCAUGAAGGAAGACUGCAAAAUACAUGUCCGCGUCUACUUGCCAUCGCUGGACUCGGGCACGCCAGACACCUACUGCUCCAAGUCUGUGGAAUUCCAGUCCCCCCUGGUAUUUAAUGAUGUUUUCAGAAUCCCUGUGCAUCCAAGCACGCUGACGUCGAAGUCCCUUCAAUUAUACGUGUGUGCGGUGAAUCCGCAGCUGCAGGAAGAACUGCUGGGCAUUGCCCAGAUUAACCUGGCCGACUGUAACAGCCUGAGUGAAAUGCAGCUGCGCUGGUACCCAGUCCAGGUGUUCACCAGCCCCGAGCUGCCCAGGACCCGGGACAAUCCUCGGGCUGAGAAAAGUGGGGCCCGGGACCCUGUGCACACUGCUGCCACAGCCUCUGCUGCCACCGCCGCCGCCGCCACCUCUGCCGCUGCCACCACCGCUGCUGCUGCUGCCGCCGCUGCCCCUGCCGUUGCCACCACCGCCGCAGCUGCCACUACCGCCGCUGCCACCGCCGCCGCCACUGCCACCGCCACUGGGAAGACGGACGCGGUGACGGUGCUGCUGGCCAGAACCACAGCGCAGCUGCAGGCGGUGGAGCGCGAGCUGGCCGAGGAGCGCGUGAAGCUGGAGCACACGGAGGAGGGCAUCCUGGACAUGGAGCGGAAGGAGGAGCAGGUGGAGGCUGUGUCCGAGCGGAGCUGGCAGGCCGACUCGGUGGACAGCGGCUGUAGCAGCUGCACCCAGACCAGCCCCCCGCACCCAGAGCCCUGCUGCACCACUGUGGACUCCAUCCACGGACAGCCGCUGGCGGGCCGGGCAGAUGCUUACAGCCCCGGGAAACCUCAGCCCCGUCCUCUAAAGGUUGAUAAGGAAACCAACACCGAAGACCUCUUCCCAGAAGAAGUAGCCAGUCUUCCGAAGGAGCGGGCCAGCCGCAGGGUCCGAGGGGCACCCUUUGUCCGCAGUAGCACCAUUGUCCGUUCCCAGACUUUCUCGCCUGGGGCGCGAAGCCAGUAUGUUUGCAGACUCUAUCGUAGUGACAGCGACAGUUCAACACUGCCCCGGAAGUCUCCCUUUGUCCGAAACACUUUGGAAAGACGAACCCUUCGCUAUAAGCAGUCCUGUAGGUCAUCCCUGGCCGAGCUCAUGGCCCGCACCUCCCUGGACCUGGAGCUGGACCUCCAGGCGUCGAGAACUCGGCAGAGGCAGCUGAACGAGGAGAUCUGCGCGCUCCGAGAGCUGAGGCAGCGCCUGGAAGACGCCCAGCUCCGGGGCCAGACCGACCUCCCGCACUGGGUGCUGCGCGACGAGCGAUUCCGCAGUCUGCUGAAGGAAGCGGAGAGGCAGACAAGACAGACCAAACUUGACUUCCAUCAAGAACAGGCAGCUGAGAAGAUGCUGAAGAAGGCCUCCAAAGGGGUCUGCCAGCUGCGUGGGCAGAACCACAAGGAGCCCAUCCAGGUGCAGACGUUCAGGGAGAAGAUAGCAUUUUUUACCAGACCAAGGAUUAACGUACCUCCUCUGCCCGCCGAUGAUGUUUGAUGUAGUGCUUUGUACGCGUGAAGUAUUUAUCUUCCUGUCUUGUUUUCAUGAAGUUCUUAGACUAGCUAAAUUUGUCUUAAAAUAUUUGUGCAAAGCUAUUAAUAUACACAUUUUGUAAAAAAACACAUAUCUAUACAUAUAUAUUUUAUAAUAGUGACGGCAACAGGGCUUGGUUUUUCCUUGUUGUGAAACUGACAUCUCUGAAGACAAGUUAUUUUAUAAAAGAUCAACUAUCAUGUUAAGAGUGUACAGUUUUUACGCUGUUUUAUUUGACUUAAAGGCUGGAAGACAGAAACGAAGUGAGUUCAGGCAAAUUCACUGUAUUGUAAUUUAUUUAUAGUACUUUUUUUUUCCUUGAAGGAAAAUACUGACUUUAAGAUGUAUUUUAAGACUGAAAUUUUGUUCUUCAGUAUUUGUCAUGCAGUAGAAUGGAACUUUGGGGCCGGUUUUGUUUCUGACACGGAAAUGCAAACACUUUGUGCUACAUUCGUCACUCGUGCCAGCUUCUCAUGUGUGCCUUUAUCAUGUACAUUGUCCACUGUCACACUCGUGUUCUGUUAAGAUCCCGCCUGGGGGCUCAGCCGUAGUUCACACGUGUGCGCGUGCGCGCGUCGCGGAGCUCCGUCUCCACGGUGACUGCGCGCCGAGAGCCCCCUCAUUUCUGUGUUGUGUCAGCGUGCACAGCUCUGUGCUCCCUCCGAGUCUCCCCACAGAGCCCCGGCGCCCUGGCUGGGCCCUGCCUGCUCGCGGCAGCUGCCCACCCUGCCCCGUGCCGGACCCAGCCGCCUGCCCUUCCAGUGCGCCCCAUGCGGCUGUGCCCGACAGGAAGGCGGCGCCGGGGCUCCCGUUCUACUGCUCUGUCAUGAAGGAAAGUGAAAGGGACCUAGGAACGCGCCCUCGCAUCAGCCAGCGAACCUGCUGAUGCGGACAGCAGUUCUGCCAUAGACAUGAUGACCUCUGAAGGCGCUUUGCCGUGGAAGGAAGCGCACGCGGGUAGCUGCAGUUACCCGGCAAGUCACUUAACAGGAGAGUGUUUGAUUCAUUUUGAUUUAAAUCAUAAUCCUUCUCCCCGGUACUGGAAGGUACCUAAUAUUUCUUAAUAAAUCUUAGAAGUAGUUCAUGAAAAAAAAAGUUUUAUGUAAUUAAAAAAAUACCAUUAUUCUCUUAAAAUGCCAAAUGAUAUACCUAUUUUGCCUCAUGCAUAUUUAUUAUAUAUGGAAUGCACUCUCCUUUCUGAGGCCUCGGAGAAGGAAACGAGGUGGUCACGUAAAAUAGAAAAGAGAACUUCCUCGUCCUAGACUGCUCUGCCCCUCCCUUGGAAAUGCCCCCUUUAAUCAAUGUCUCUCUUCUCAUUAGUCUGUAAUUGUCCCCCUUGUAUAAUCCGCCUUCCUUUUUGCAUUUAUUAAAAGUGAAUUUUGUAAAAAGCAUUUCAUUGACACGCGACCUGUCACGGGCAAUGGACCUUGUCAGUGGCGGUAAGACUGAAACCUCUAUGCUUUUCACAGUUGUCAUCUUUUGCUAUGUAUUUCUGCCUCGAGUCUCGCUGGAUUUUUGUUUUUUGUUUUUUUUUUGGGCUAACUUCUCUGGGAACAUACCCACAACAGAGAUGGGGACACGCAAAGCCCCGCGGUCCUGUGGCACACAGCGCCACUGAGCGCGCCAGGACGAUGGCAGGCCCUCUCUGUGCCCCCGCUGGGGAACUCGCACCAUCCACAGUCUGCCGCUCCGGCGCCUCGGGCGCGCAGCCCCUCCCGUGGGAGAGUCCCCUGGCCGCACGGACUGGCCGCGUCUUUUCAGCAGCUGCCCCACGAAGCUGCCUCUCAGUGGGCCUGUGGGUGGAAGCCCCUUUUCUGCCAACCCCCACUAAGCGGCACUGUGGGGGAAGCCUGCCAUGCGCAUGCGUAAAGCUCUCCGGCAAGGGUUUCCAAUACACGCCACUGCCCAGCAUGCGCAGAUUUACAGUCAGAGUGCCUCCCCACCCGAGGGUUUCGAACAGAAACCCAGAAGCCAACGGGAGCCUGCUUCACUAUCUUUCCCAGGCAAUCUUGUGGUGGCCCUCCCCGUCCUCUGCUGUCCCGUCCCGAAAGGGCACAUUGCCGGUGACAGCUGGGGUGGGCACACAGGAGGACUCGAGCACCUGAGUGGCUUCUCACUCGUGACUUGAUUUUGCAGCUUUUGAGUAGUUCAGACCGCCACCCCGCCCAAGCCGAACACCCACGCGGGGUCGUUCCAUCUUCUGUCUAGCUCCGCCGAUGCUACGCCUUGUGAUAGGCAGCACUGUGCCGCGUGUUCGUCAGCAGUUGUAGUCCAGAGAUGGGGAAAAGGGAAUUUGAUCUUCACUUCAUUGAUCAUUGAAAUUGUCACCACUGUAAUCAGUAACCUUCUGUUGUGGGAAUAAGUUCUAAUCAGUAGUCAUCUCUGUUCUAAUUGUGUCAUUUGUAUUGCUUGAAACUAUUUCUUCUAUAAAAUUAAACUAAUCUGCCUUAAGAACAAAA
Phyllostomus hastatus (greater spear-nosed bat) is the source of this 6990-nucleotide messenger RNA. It is a transcript of the gene WWC3, whose product is annotated as WWC family member 3. Gene Ontology annotation, molecular function: kinase binding; molecular adaptor activity. The coding region runs from base 320 to 4495 and encodes 1391 amino acids. The transcript is spliced from 26 exons. The record is from RefSeq and is a predicted model, not a curated record. Gene Ontology annotation, biological process: cell migration; regulation of hippo signaling; negative regulation of organ growth. Lineage: Eukaryota; Metazoa; Chordata; Mammalia; Chiroptera; Phyllostomidae. Gene Ontology annotation, cellular component: cytoplasm.